AUGCCUGGGAUCUGGAAGAAGAUUACUUUUUCAUUCGCUUCCGUGCUCAGCAUCGGGUCGAUCCUCCUGAUCGUCGUGGCUCUCUCCACAGAGAAGUGGGUGACCGGGAAGAUCCUGUGCAAAACUGGAGCAGAAUUGGUGAAUGCUUCAGAUCCGGAGCUGGUGAAAUUCAUCGGAGAUAUUUACUAUGGACUUUUCCAAGGUGGGAAAACCAGGCAGUGUGGCCUGGGAAGCCGAAGAUCCAAGAUCUACAUUUUCCCCAAACUUGUGAGGAGGCUGAACGGUGGGCUUCACGUGAUCAUCAUCCUGUUCCUCUUCAUUGCCAUCGGUUUCGCUUCAGUCAGUUUGGCCUUCUGCAUUUAUAAUGCCAGAAAAGUUCCCUAUCAGUCUAUAAAGGGGCCAACGGGACUGUACUUAUGGAACUUCAUCGCAGGUCUCUUUGGGGUUUUCGCCAUCAUCUGCUUCAUCGCAGCCAUGAAACACCACCGUCUCACUGAGAGGGUGGCCAACUUCCGAGAGGAAAUCUUCCAGUUUAUCGUCCUGGAGGAAGACUACGACUUCUCCUUCUGGCUGUGUGUGGCAAGCGCAGGAACACAUGGAGCUAACUUUAUCAUUGUGACCAUGAGUAAGAUCCACCUUCCAAAAAUACAGACCAAGAAGCCAGAGGAGCCCACAGCCAGAGCAGAGGACCUGCUGUACUGA
Conger conger (European conger) is the source of this 702-nucleotide messenger RNA. RefSeq names its product clarin 2 (gene clrn2). Bases 1 to 702 code for a protein of 233 amino acids. The transcript is spliced from 3 exons. NCBI's taxonomy places the organism in Eukaryota, Metazoa, Chordata, Actinopteri, Anguilliformes, Congridae. The record is from RefSeq and is a predicted model, not a curated record.